Molecule: messenger RNA, 3693 nt
Organism: Ictalurus furcatus (blue catfish)
Lineage: Eukaryota; Metazoa; Chordata; Actinopteri; Siluriformes; Ictaluridae
Gene: alcamb
Product: activated leukocyte cell adhesion molecule b
Exons: 16
Coding region: 421-2115 (564 amino acids)
Biological process (GO): cell-cell adhesion
Cellular component (GO): cell-cell junction
Molecular function (GO): cell adhesion molecule binding
Source: RefSeq, a predicted model, not a curated record
AAUUUUAAUCCAGUCGGUGUUACCACCUAGCUCACAGUGUUUUGAGUUUUAACAGAACAGUUCGAAGACUUUAAAAGCUGAAACUGCUAUUUCAAACAAAACAAAAAAGCCCUCCACAUAGACCCUACUGAAAAAUCCAAGCAGCAACGAGUUUGAAAAACGCUUUUCAGGAAGUGGGCGGGGCGCCAUUGAUUUCGGGCGGGGCUUCAUAAUCAGACCUAUAGUGUUGUUGUACGGCUCGCGCAGCGGGUUGCUGAGGCUUGAACUGGAGGCGCACGCGGUAACACUUCCACCAGUUUGAAUACAGGGCUCGCUGUGUCUCAUCUGCUCCAGAAACCGAGGACUUACUUCAGAAAGUUGUGAUUGUGGGGUUUUUGUUUUUGCUCAAGAGGAGGCUGAACAACUGAUAGUUUCCCAAGAAUGCGUCUGACUGCCUUUUCUGCGUGCGUCCUCAUCAUGUCCCUGCUGGACCAAGUGAGUGGACUCACAACCAUAGUGGGCAAAUAUGGUGAAACUGUUGAAGUGCCUUGCAACAAAGGAGACAUCAAACUAGAGGACAUCAUCAUAGCUAAAUGGAAAUAUACCAAAGCGGACGGCACCAUCGUUGAUAUUCUGAAAAAAUCGAAGUCUCAGGAUGCCUUGUUCUACCCAAUUGUGGAGUACGAAGGCAGACUCAGCCUAACAAAGGACCUCAGCCUGCAAAUUUCCCAGGCAAAAAUGGCCGAUCAGAAGACUUUGACCUGUAUGGUGGUGGCAGGCACAGAAAUAUUUGAGUAUCCAGUUCAAGUGACAAUUCAGAAGGCCCCUUCGCCACCCACAAUCACAAAUCAAUCCAAAGUGAUAGAGCUCGGCAAGCUAACAACGCUGGCAGUAUGUACUGCUAAAGAUGCCAAUCCAUUAGCUAGCAUCACCUGGCUGAAGGACAAUGUUCCGCUCGUAGCUGAUGGGAAAGUGGUCAACAUCACACUAACUGUGCAGACAGACAAAGACACCGGCCUCUCGAAUACAUCUUCCAAGCUGGAGUAUGCCGCUACGAAGCCAGAUAUGAACGCUAAGUUCACUUGUUCCGUCCAUCAUAAGAGCCUUGCCUCAGACCUUGUGUCUGCGCCGAUGACCUUCGUCAUCCACUACCCCAGUGAAAAGGUCAGCCUCCAGGUCGUGUCUGCAGAGCCGAUAAAGGAGGGAGACAACGUGACCCUGAAAUGUGCGGCCGAUGGGAACCCCCCACCGACUAGCUACAACUUUCAUAUCAAGGAGAAGAAGGUGACCACGGAGAACUCGGACACGUACACACUCCCCAGCGUCACCCGGGCCGACAGUGGAGAAUAUAAGUGCUCCCUGGUGGACAACGAAGGAAAGACAGGCUCUACUAGUUUUACCGUUAUGUACCUGGAUAUCGCCGCCGUCAGCCAAGGAAAGAUUGCUAAAAAUUUAUCAGAGAGCUUUGAGGCAAAGUUAGAGGUGAACGCCUCUGGAAAUCCACAAGUCUUGUGGACAAAGAACAACGUCAGACUGAAUGGUAAGCCCAAGUUUGACAAGCUGAAGUUCUCAGACUCCGGAGUGUACGAGUGUGUGGUUUCUGUGGGUGGACUUGUCAAAAAAGCAUCAUUUGAGCUGAGCGUCCAAGGUGCUCCAGUUAUCACUAAGCUGACUAAGUGUGGCAGUAAUGGACACAAGAUUCUGAGCUGCAAGGCUGAAGGAUCACCCAAACCCACUGUGCAGUGGAGCAUUAACGGCACUAAUGCCACCGAGAGUUCCUUCGUGGAUGGAACAGUCACAUACAAUCUCACAGUGACUGCAGCAGGCAAUCUCACAAUUAACUGCACCGUUUCUAAUGGGCUGGGCUACUACACAAAGAGCAUUGACAUAUCCACAUUGUUGGAUGACAUAACAAUGUUCAAAAGGGAGCAGCCGGAAGGCUCUGAAGAUCAGACGCAAGUAGUAGUAGGGAUCGUCAUAGGUGUAAUCAUGGUUGCUGUUGCUAUCGGUCUGGCCUACUGGAUCUACUUGAAGAGAACCAGGGAAGGCGCCUGGAAAACUGGAGAGAAAGAGAAUGGCACACUGGAGGAAAGCAAAAAACUGGAGGAAACUCAGAGUCAAAAAGCUGAGGUGUAAAAAGCAAAGGAUACUUCCGGCGUAAGAAGGAGAGGAGGCAGUAUUUUAUCAGACUGUAUUGCAAACUACGGAAACGUUUGGGAAGCCGAUAGGCGACCAUCUUAUUUGGUUGAUGAACCAUUAUCUGAUGUGUGCAUAAUGUAUAUCACCAUCCUCCUUACAAGUGGAAGAUUUAAUAAAUGUGUGUUGUAUAAUUGUGAAUCUCCUGCACGUUGCUGUUUAAUAUUUGGUGGGUUUGACAGAAUAUUUGCCUUUUUUUGCUGUUGUUUAUUGUUUAUUAAACACCGAUUUCAUUAGUUCACAUCAAUUUACCUCAACACUAGCCUGUAAACUGUGACUUCAUUUGUGUUUUGGAGUAAGAGGUGCGUCAUGCCGUUGGUUAUAAGUUGUUGGGUUGUUGGGUUGUUGUGUUUUUUUUCACAUCUCUGCUCCACUUAUAGUACCUGAGGUAUGACUACAGUAACAGUUUUCUUUUGCAGUUCAUUGAGCACUUGGUUAUUUUCAUUAAGAUGUGAUAGUCAUUCUGAAAUAAACCAUUUUGAAAGUUAAAAUAAGCUUGCAUGUGCAUUUCCAAUGGCCAAAUGUCCUUGGCAUGAGAAUCAAAAGCUCCAUUAAAACGUUAAACAAUAUGCUAAACGCUAUGUUUAAAAUCUAAAUUUCUAUGGUUUGGCAAAAUUUUAAUGGAUUAAAUCAUUAAAAUGCUAAUAAGGACAAAUGUAAAUGCUGAAUUCUCCAUUUUUGUAGUUUGUCAUUGACUGCAAAUAUUAUAUUAGCCAUAUCUACAUUACUGAUAUGUUGCCUGUAGUGCAUUUGUUUAAUUUUAAAUAUAAUACUGUUUUACUUGAAUUCAGCCCCUAUUUUCUGAUAGAUUUACAUACUCUGAUUUAGAUUAACAUAUUUUAUUAAUUUUAUUUGUGUGACCGGAUUUCACUUAUCAGUGUGCAACAGUUUGUUUUACCUUGACAUAUAAGCCUUGUACCCUGAUAUCACUUUGAUAGUAUAUGACUUUAGAGGAAAAAAAAGGUCUCAAAAAUAGCCACUGCAAAAUACUUUCUAAUACUACUAGUAAUUCACGUAUAGUCUUUAGGGCUUUAAGCUGCAGCUGUGAGACUUCAUCCAUUUAAUUUGAUGUAUGAGCAUAGAAUGUUAAUUACUUGAUAUGUUUAGGUAGUUAAUGGGAAUACAUCAGGUUUGCUAAACUCUGGAAACUCCUCAGAGUACUGAGAGGUGAAUUACAGUCUAAUUCUGUGUUUUCAGUGCGUUCUUUCACAACUUGUUUAAAACAAACUAGUAGAGAUACAUUCGAGUCAUACUAGUUCUUUUUUUGUUAUGUGUUUGAUUCAUAUUUGUAAUGUUCAGUAGAUGUCAAAUGGUAACAUAUGAGUUUCUGUUUUCUAUUCUUCUGCUAUGUAUAUUGUAUAUGCUUUGUGUGCCUGAUUCUUCUACAUUUCCCCCUUUGUUUUGUUUUUUGCAUUUAAGUCUUGGUUGAGACCAAAGAGGGUACCUGUUUAAGUAUUGUAAAUAUUUUUGUUUUUGGCAUUUGUUUAAAUAAAGUGUACAUUUUAGAAAUAAAACACA